CAGGCCUGUGUUUCACUGUGGAGGAGAAAUGGUUGCAGACUCAGGCUUUGUGGGCAGUGAAGGAUUUCCAAGCUACUACAAACCCAACAGCAAAUGUACCUGGCGCAUUACAGUGAGUCACUGGCCCUGCACUACAUAUCACUCCUCCAUUACUCUGAAUGUUGCCUACAGACUGACCUAAAGCCUUUUCUGCCCUCUGUCUGAACUCCAGGUCCCAGAAGGCAAUGUGGUCAUGCUCUCCUUCCGCAUCUUCGACCUGGAGGCCGAUGCCAUGUGUCGCUAUGACUACCUGGAUGUGUACAACGGCCACUCCAACAUGGUGCAGAAACUGGGGAGGUUCUGUGGAACGUUCAGGCCUGGUACUCUCAUCUCCACCACCAACACCAUGAUGCUGGAGAUGGGGUCCGACUCUGAGACUGGAGGGAGGGGCUUCCUUGCUUACUUCAAUGGAGGAAAACCACAUGUGGAUGGUGAGCUUUACAGUAUAACUUGGGCUCUUUUCUAAGGAACAACAGCUUUCUGAUUUCCCAUGUCUAUUAGCUCACAUACGGUUACGAAGGCUAAUACCAAUGUCAAAUCCUGUAUUCACUUGAUUAUUUAUUGAUCUGUAUAUUAAUCAUUUCAGAUCACCAAUUCUGUGGAGGCAAGAUGACAAAGGCCCAGGGUGAAGUUAAAACACCCAACUGGCCUGAGAAGAAUUACCCAGCAGGCAUCAGCUGCUCCUGGCUCGUCACAGUAGAGCCUGACCAGGUCAUUACCCAUGAUGCUCAGAUUUUCAUGUUCUUUAUUCUGCAAAUGAUGCUGUCAUUGUGUUGCACAAACCACAGAACCGAAUGUGUACCUAAAUGCAUAAAUAUAUUGGAGAUUCAAGCAACGUUCAUCGUGAGUAACGUUGUAUUUUGUCAUUUUUUUUAUUUCUGUCUUUGGGCUAGGUGAUUGAGGUGAAGUUUGAUAAGUUUGACUUGGAAUCAGACAGUUACUGCCGCUUUGACUAUGUGGCCUUCUUCAACGGUGGAGAGAAAGAUGACUCUCGACGCAUUGGAAAAUACUGUGGAGACGUCAGCCCCCAGUGAGUGGUGCAAGAAUGUACUCUGUUUGUGUGUUAGCCUGACUUCCUGUGUUUAUGCUUAUGUUUGUCUGUGGUCUAAGUCUAUGAUGAUAUACAGAUGUUGGAUCGUAAUUUGAUCAUCCUGUUGCAGGAGAACUUUCCUUCAAUGUAGGAAAUGUAAAACUUGCAGUGUAUUUGAGGUUUAAAAAGGCUUCUGAAGUUUAUAAUUUACCUUUGAAAUUUCAGACUUGAUUUUCUCUUAAGAAAAAUGUAUCAACCCCUACAAAAAAUGUAUACUAAUUUUAAUCAUAAUAAUUGAUAAUAAUUCACAUUUCCUGUUGUUGCAGAAUUCUUUUCCUGCUGUAACAAACUGGCUCAAAUUAAGAUCCUACACCUGUAUGUCUGUUUGUUUUUGGCACUUCCUUUAGCUGCUAGCAUACAUCUCACUGUACUCCACUCUGCUCCAAUCCUCUGUAUCACUCUCCGCCCACAGAACCAUUGUGACCAAUGGGAACGUGCUCCUUGUGCAGUUUGUGUCUGACCUCAGCGUGACAUCCGAUGGCUUCAUGGCCAGUUACACCAGCGUCCCCCGCGGAUCCAGAACACCCACAGCAGACAACACAGGAUCAGGACCCCGUAUAGAGUCAGUCCCCGGGAGGCCUGCAGUCAAACCCAUCCUGCCUGGGAGAACAGUCAUCACAACCACCACCACCACCAAGCCACCCACUACAGACAGAUACCAGGUCCCCACAACCCCGCAGCCCAAGGAGCCCACUGUUAAACCCAAACCAGUCAAACCAGUCAGGACCCGCCCACCAAAUAAGCCAGGCUCAGACAGGACCAGAGUGACUAGACCAGACGGCAAGAGGCCAGGUAAGAGAAGCUGAAGCACUGGUGUAGCAAGAGCUGAGUUUAUAUAUACAUAUGUCUGUGUGACUGUGUGUGUUAACAAUGUUUGUAUUUUCUAGUUCCCCUGAACCCACUGUGUGCAAAGGCAUGUAAGAGGGAUGGAAACAUCAAGAGCAGUUUCUGUGCCAGCGAAUUUGGUGAGUUCCACUUGACAGCAGCAUCAUUGGAUAGCCAAAAAAAAAAAAAUAUUUUUUAUGAUUAUUGGAUAGAGAGAGGUGAAAGACUGCUGGAUAGCCAAAUUAAUCAAGCUUAACAUCUGUACAAUCAUUACACAGAGAUGUUGAGUUCACAGCAAGUUCACAGCAUUGCUCAGGCAAUUAAACACAGCAGUCACACCACAUACAGUACAUAAACACAGCUAAACCAGUGCACAUCUAUCUAUCUAUAUCUAUCUAUCUAUCUAUCUAUCUAUCUAUCUAUCUAUCUAUCUAUCUAUCUAUCUAUCUAUCUAUCUAUCUAUCUAUCUAUCUAUCUAUCUAUCUAUCUAUCUAUCUAUCUAUCUAUCUAUCUAUCUAUCUAUCUAUCUAUCUAUCUAUCUAUCUAUCUAUCUAUCUAUCUAUCUAUCUAUCUAUCUAUCUAUCUAUCUAUCUCCCUCUUUCAGUGAUCACGGGUAAGGUGACAGCGCUGACUCCUGGUCCUCAGGGCAGUGUCUAUAUCGGUGUGUCUCUCAUCAAGGCCUACAAGGCUGGCCGGUUGACCAUCACCCAGGCUGGAGUGAACAUGUCUGUCAAACUGGUGUCAGCCUGCAAGAAGUGCCCUAUCAUCCGCAGAGGUACUCUAUUUUUCUUCCCAGUCAAUCUGACUAGCAUGUACAAAUGCACACACACUGCUGAUUUAUCAGUUAUGUUGUGUCAUCAUACACAGUAUUGCCAGAUUGCCUUAGAAAUGUAUUUUUAAUCUCUUUCUCAGGAAUGCCCUACAUCUUGAUGGGCCAUGUGGAUGAGGAUGGGCGUGGCACAAUGGCUCCUGGGGCUUUCACUGCCCCAUACAAGGCCCCAUAUCACAAACUGCUGACCAAUAUCAACAACCAACCAUGCUAACCUCACACACCAAUAAGGGGCCAGGAAAUCCAGUCUCAUGCAUGGAUACCUUGACAACCAAGGUUAUGGUGCCAAAAAAUGAUCUUUAUUCCUGAGGAGUCCAUAUCGAAACUGAAUGGUCUUGUUUUUUCACUUAAUGUUUGAUGACACUAACUUAAUUUCUGAAAUCUCCUUUCAUCGGUUCCUCACAGGUUCAGAUUAAAUGACAAGCAUCACAUAGCAACAGUUUUACCCACCUCAUAAUAGGGCUAUAUAUGGUAUUAUUUUUGUAGUUUUAUACACAUGCAAAUGUCAGGCCUUAUAUUUGUAAUUUAUGUUUCUAAAUAAAGGAUUUACAGCACAUGGUGCUGGUUGUAUAUA
Messenger RNA from Coregonus sp. 'balchen', 3357 nucleotides. The record is from the annotation of a GenBank genome assembly. NCBI's taxonomy places the organism in Eukaryota, Metazoa, Chordata, Actinopteri, Salmoniformes, Salmonidae.